AUGAUUUCUAAAUUUGAUAGUGUUGAUUCAAUAGUUCAUUAUUUACGAGAAUCUACGUUAUCAUCAUCAGUAGUUGAUUCGACGAUAUCGAAGUCUCAUUUGAAUAAUAAUAAAUUAAAAUUACCAAAAGAACCACGAAAAGAAAAAAAUCUAACAAAUCCGAUGAAUACUAAGCCUUCAUGUGUUAUUACUGUACAGCCACAAUUAGAAGGAGAUAUAAAAAUCUUACCAAAAGGUCGUGUGAGAUAUGGACCAAUAACAGUUAAUCCACGUAAACAACCAUCAAAAACAUUAUAUACUGGUCGUCGUUCAAAAUAUGAAGUUUUAUCAGGUGAUGAAGAGGAAAAACGUCGUGAUCGUCGUGAACGUAAUCGUGUAGCAGCGACAAAAUGUCGUGAAAAACGUGACAAUGUUUUGAAUUAUCUUGAAAAUGAAUAUGCAAAAGAAUUAAAUAGUUAUGAACGACUUUUUAAAAAGGUCGAAGACUUAAAACAACAAAAAAGUGAUCUUGAGACAUUUAUAACAAAUCAUUUCAAUGAAUGUUUAUUAAUGAAUAAUUUACCAUCAUCAUCACCACAAUCAUCAAUGAUCUUUGGUGACACAGCAUUUCUCUCAUCAAUUAAUGAUACUUUACCACCACCACCACUUCCAUCCUCACAACAACCAAUUUUCUAUAAUGAUGACGAAGAAAUGAGUCAUAUUCUUGAUCCUGAUCCUAUACUAACAAACUCAGCUUACAGUACUGAUGAUUCAAAUUCAAUAUUACUUCCACAACAAGAAUUACAGACAAUAACAAUGACAAGUGGUAGUAUUGAACGGCUUAUAAAUAAUUUACAAACACCAACAAUAUCAAUGGAGAAUAAUAAUAAUCAUUCAAUAUUAUUUAAUUCAGCUAUUGGUUCAUCAUGUGCCAAACAACAUUCAAAUUCAAGUGAAGAUGAUUCAUUACCAUCAACUCGUGCAAAUCCUUAUGUUUGUUAA
This is a messenger RNA of Rotaria sp. Silwood2, 981 nucleotides long. The record is from the annotation of a GenBank genome assembly. NCBI's taxonomy places the organism in Eukaryota, Metazoa, Rotifera, Eurotatoria, Philodinida, Philodinidae.